GAACACCGGGCAAACUUUACAAUCGAUGUGGUGGCUACCUACAGUGCAACGUGUUUGAAUUUGAUCGGCAGUUCUUUAAAAUCCCGCCAGCUAUCUGACUCAAGUGCUGUAGACACGCAAUUUUUCACGGUGUCAAAGUUCGUCGGAAGUCGGUAAAGGUCUCCCAUCCCGCCCGAGAGACGGCUGGUGUGCCCUGAUGUAGUGGGCCUCCUUCACCCUCCACACAAAGUAGUUGGGUUCAGUGCCCAGAAUAUUGAACCAUUCCAGAUGGCGUGGCCGUAGACUCAAUGUGGAUGUGUUGUCAGACCUCAGAAGAUACCUAUAGAACUGGGCCGCCUGUGUACUUGGAAUGUGGUUUUCAAUGAACGUUCACUUUCUCUCAUGGACACUUGCUGACAAGGCCCUCUGUUGGUAGUCCCUUGAGGCUUGAUGUGGUAGAUGGCACCACACUUGUCACAACUACUGUAAAUACAGGGUAAAGGAAUUGAAGUUAUGUUCUUCCGAUCGGAUGUCCCGGAAACCAGGCUCCGGAAGCAAGAAAUGUUCUCGCCACAGGUCUGCCUGACGUCACCAUAAUAGGUAAAGGUGCAUAGACAAACAGUUGACCUCUGCUCUGUUCUGACCUGAAUAAGUAAUGAACCCACACAAACAAUGCCCUUACUAGGAAGUACCAUGUGUGCACGAGGGCGGGGGUUGUGCAGUUUGGAAAGCGCGUCGGUUACCUGACUCAGUUAUGUCAACGGUUGUCUGUCUGAACGGGGAAAUGUGUGCCUGAAGAUUGAAAACAAAAAUGUUAUAUGGUACAAAUGGUAUAAUAUAAACAAAAGCAAGAUGAUUCUCUACCUUUUCACGAACACCCCUGGGACCAUGGCAAAAUCUAGUAAUUCUGAUCUGGUCAUUGUGGAAAAACUGGUUCAUUAUAAGCCUAUGCUGCAUUCAUACAAUGGAGGAGCGUGUAUGUAAUGGAGGGGCCCUCGCUGCUCUGUCCUUCACAUAUUUGUCGUGUAUUUUCCAUCGACGAAACUUUCACAGUACCUAUCUACCGUCUAUACUAUCAAUUGGCAUACGUUAGACCUGUAAUUAGUUAUUUCUACGACUACAACCUGACGUAACAUGGAGUUUGGUAGUAGUCGCGUCCUUUCGGUCGUUGCUUCAGCACCGAUCGCUUGAGUAGCGUACAAAAAUAUAGGGAAAGUGUUUCAGCAUGGACGGAAAGGUAGCGAUUGUCGGCAUCGGCUGCCGCUACCCGGGCGGAGUUAACACACCAGGGGACUUCUGGGCCAUGUUGGCGGAGGGACGGGACUGCACCAUCCCGCCUCCAGACGACAGGUUUGACACGUCGUUCUUCUGGCAUCCCAACAGAACGCCGGGCAAACUUUACAAUCGAUGUGGUGGCUACCUACAGUGUAACGUGUUUGAAUUCGAUCGACAGUUCUUUAAAAUACCUCCAGAUGAAGCAAACCAUCUAGACCCUCAAAUCCAACUGCUGCUGGAAGUGACCUGGGAGGCCUUGGAGAAUGCAGGAAUCCCCCCAAGAUCCCUCCGUGGCUCCGAUACCGGUGUUUACGUUGGUGUUACUUCAAGUGAAUACCUCAUGAUGACCGUCAACCCCUUUUCGAACAUCAGACAAUACACAAACUCUGGCACAAACUCAUGCAUGGUGGCCAACCGUAUCUCCUACGAGUUUGACCUCCAUGGUCCCAGCUUCUCUGUAGACACUGCCUGUUCCUCCUCAUUGUACUCCAUCCACCUUGCCAGUGAAGCUAUAAGAAAAGGAGACUGCAGCAUGGCCAUAGCUGGGGGUGUCAACUUGAUGCUGUUGCCAGGAACCACUGUAGGCUUCUGCCAAGCAGGGAUGUUGUCACCAGAUGGAAAGUGUAAGAGCUUUGACGCCUCUGCAGAUGGGUAUUGCCGAAGUGAGGGGGCCGGUGUAGUUGUCCUCAAGCCACUGUCAAGAGCACUGGCAGAUGGUGACAGGAUCUAUUCUGUCAUCAGAGGAGGAACCCUUACCAAUGAUGGGAGAACACCAGGCAUCGCGAACCCCAGCUACGACGCUCAACUGGACCUUGUUGAGAAAGCGUGUGCAGCAGCCAAAGUACAUCCUCAUGGUAUCCAGUAUGUGGAGGCACAUGGAACUGGUACCAAGGUUGGUGACAGAACAGAGGCAAAUGCGCUGGGUCAGAUUCUUGGAAGAGGACGAAGUAAGGAAGAUCCACCUCUCUACAUUGGCUCAGUGAAGUCCAACUUCGGACACACGGAGGGCGCUGCAGGUGUAGCGGGAAUCAUCAAGCUGGCACUCAUGAUCAGUAAAGCCCAGAUCCCAAGGGUGGUGCACUUUUCAUCACCAAAUCCGGACAUACAUUUCAACAUGCUAAACAUUAAGGUUCCCAGUUCUUUGGUACAAUGGGAGGGGGUUGGAACAAGGCUUGCAGGCUGCAGCUCUUUCGGCUUUGGUGGCGCUAAUGCUCAUCUCAUCCUGGAGGCGUCCCCAUCUCGUGAACAGCAUCCAGCCAUAGCUGAUUGUGACAGGGCCAUUCACAGUGGCAAGGAAGGAACAAGACAUGACUCAAACACCAUCAUGGUCCUGUCUGGGAACACAAAGGCUGCUUUGAAGGAACAAGUAGAACAUUGGAUCUCUUUCAUCGCAGACACCAUAGCUUUCAAUGAAGACCGCUUCUCACAGAGCCUGUACACUGCUGCAAACCGGUACCAACACCAUGCAGAAAGACUAGCAAUAGUUGUCAACGGGCCUCGUGAUGCUGUUGAAAAGCUCAACCUCUUGAAGAAAGAAGAAAAGCUGAAGACCGCUGUGGAUGGAAAAGUUCCCGAUGGAGCUGAGCGUGGCAAGAUGGCCUUCGUCUUCUCAGGGAUGGGAACGCAGUGGUGGGGGAUGGCCAGAAAACUUGCUCUGGAGGAUCCAGUGUUCAUCGACGUGAUACGGCGAUUUGAAGAUGUGCUAAAGACACUUGGAGCUGACUGGUCCAUAGCCGACAUGUUGACAAAGGAGACAGAUCCAGAGAAGAUCAACAGAACAGACAUCGCACAGCCCUGCAUAUGCGCAGUACAGAUCGGUUUGGUAGAGCUGUUGAAACAGUAUGACGUCAUACCCGAUGCCAUCAUUGGCCACAGUGUUGGAGAAGUCGCGGCAGCGUACGCUGCUGGUCUCUUGAGUUUUGAAAAUGCCGUGCGAGUGAUCUACCACAGAGGAAAGGAGCUCAGCAAGACAAGCGGUCAUGGCAAAAUGCUAGCCGUACUGCACCCAAUUCAGGAAGUAGAAGAGCUACUGGAAAAAGAGGAGAACAAGAACAUCAUCAAUGUAGCUGCCACCAACAGUCCCAACCAGAUUGUGCUCUCGGGAGAUGUCAGUGCCGUGGAUAGCUUCCACAACAAGCUGAAAAGUAAUGAUAUCAAAGGUGUUCUUCUUAAAGUAAAUAACGCCUUUCACAGCUACCAGCAGGAGCAAGUGAGGAAUGACAUUCUCACAAAGCUAAGCGUUCUUUCAGCUUCCACUAGAAUAACAGAAGCACAGAUCCCCAUGAUAUCCACGGUGACAAACAAAUGGCUGUCACCUGAGAUCACUAACACAGCCCACUACUGGUGGACAAAUAUCAGACAGCAAGUCCGCUUCAUGCAGUCAGCACAAGUUCUCCUGCAGGACGGCUACAGCACCUUUGUUGAGAUAGGAGCUCAUCCCGCCUUAAGUCCGGCUUUGAGAGAUGUCAUCAGCACCAUCAACUCUCGGAACACAAAGCAAAACAUCAUACCCACACUACUGCGGCCGCGAGAUACAUCUUCAGCAGCCAAUGACUAUGAGCACAUACUGGUGACAACAGGAACCUUACAUGUGAAGGGUUACCCGGUAAACUUCCGCCCUGCCUUCGAGGGAAAACACCGACUUGUUCACGACAUCCCAGCAUAUCCUUGGCAAAGGGUUCUGUGCAAUGCCGGGACAGAAGCCAGCUCAACACGAUACAAGUUUCCUCCAAGUUUGCAUCCUUUACUCGGGCAAGUACAGGAGACCGCCGAAGGGAGGAACAACCAAAAGUCAAAGGUUUGGUGCUCUAAUCUUUCGGAAGAAUCUGUACCUUGGUUAAAACACCACAUCUUAGAUGGAAACGUGGUCGUCCCCGCUGCGGCAUAUAUGGAGACAGCACUGGCAGCAGCGUCAGAGAUCUAUGAGGAUCAAUAUCCGCUCAUGCUGACAAACCUUCACUUCAAGCGUUUCAUGUUUGCUCCCACAUCAGAAGCAGUCAUCAAAUCGACACUUCAACACAGAAGUGCGAGUGAAAAGCAAUUUGGCCUGUACAGCAAAGAUGCCUCCGGUUCAUGGGUCCUUCAUGCCACGGCAGAAGUGCACAAGAGAGACAUGAAACAGUCAACUGACUCCACCAAUCUCCUUACAAGUGUUGCAGAAAAGUGUUCGAAAACUAUCUCAAACGAAGAGAUCUAUGAAGCUGCAAAGGAAGCUGGCUUUCAUCUCGGUAGUUCGUUCCACUGUGUUACUUCAUGCGCGGCAUCUGAGAGCUACGAAGAAGCCCUGGUUACCGCAGAGGCACCAGAAGAGAUUUCGCGUGAGUUUGGACGGUACAUCUACCAUCCUGCAUUCAUGGACACAUUUCUACACACAUUUGCAUGCUUAUCACUCCUCAAUGACAAACAUACUGGAAAGACACCAUCAAAGCGAGUUCCCUUCUCCAUGAAAUCUCUGUGCAUGUUCGACAAAAUGCCAUCAAAGGCCAGUCUCUACUUCAGAAUUUCAAGGAAAGGUGAACGCAGAGUGGUGGACAUCACAGUGACUGAUGUAAGCGGUCAUCAUGUCAUUUGCGAAGUCGAAGAGCUCAUGUUUGAGGAUAUCGAAGCAGGUUCAUCCUCUGGAAUCAGACUUUGGAAUCUUCAGUGGGAACCCCUUGUCCAGGAAGAACAUACGGAAGAGCAGGCACCUAAAUACAAACAUGUACUGAUCCUACAUGAAAAUGAGGGCUUUGGCUCAAGAGUGAGUUCAGCACUACAAGACAAGCUGGGAUGUGCAGUAGACUCGAUGAACCACAAAGUCCAGACUGAAGGUGAAGGCAGCAAAGGGGUUUUGACUGACAUGAUGCAAGAAUGCAAUGAUUUGGAUCACAUUAUUGUGCUGUGUGAUUCUGAUAAACAAGAGCAAACAGAAGAUCCAGAAAACCGCCAGGCUCAAAUUUUGCAAUCCUUCAAAUGCCUUUCCACAUUCAAGCAUUUUUCACAAGGUGAUAACCCCCCAACACUUUGGAUAUUCACACGUGGAUCAUCGUCGGUACAAGAGCAAGAUAUCGUCAGCCCGUUCCUGGCAAGUGCAUCAUCUCUCUGCCUAUCGAUAUCCCAAGAAUACCCACAGUUCAAGGUCAAAGCAGUUGACUUGACACCACAUGAAAGCUUUUCUGAUGCCGCCGCAGAGAUUCUGACUGUCUUGCAGGCCAGUCCGAGGGAAAAUGAAAUCGCGGCUCGAAGUGACAGUUCGUCAGGUCAUCAGCACGUUCAGUUGUACGCCCGAAGACUGAGCUCCAUGAAACCUGACCAGAUUCUCACAACAUGUUCACCUGAAGAAGUAUGGGCUUUUGACCCUAAACAAAGACAGAACGGAAAGAAGCUCUGCAAAGCUCAAACAAGUUUAAAGACACCAACACAAAUCGAAGCUACAGUUAAGCUUGAGGCCUUUGCCGUGUCCCCGUUCGCAGACCUGUUGGAGAGACAUGAUGAUAUGACCAAGGAUAUCCACAUCAUUUGCGGGACUGCACAUCACAUACCAAAGGCAAUGAUGAUCGAUGAAGGGUCAAGGGUGAUGGGAGUCGUCAUGGGCUGCAUCACUCCACAAAUGAACAUGCAGAUGAAACAACUGGUGCCUGUACCAAGUUCUCUCUCUUGGGACAAUGCAGUUGCAAUAGUCAAAGACUUGUUGCCAGCAUUUGUUUUCUUCCAGAAGGUCCAGACAGUAUGUGAAGAAGAUAAAGUGGUUGUAUUCCUGACAGAUGAGAAUGACAAGGAAGCUAUGGCUUAUGCCUCACUAGCACUACACCAAAAGGCCCAAGUCCGUGUUGUGGCAGGUGCAGUCGGAAAUGUUGGUAACACAAUCAAGUCCUGCUCACCUAUGUUAUCAACAACAGUCACUACAUUUGACAAGAUAGACGAAGACAUCCCUGACCAACAUGCGAAUGUUGUGUUCUUACCCAAAGGAGAUAGAGCAGGAGAUGUUGCCCUACAAGCUGCAAGGAAGCUGCAAGCCUAUGGAACUUUGGUCAAUCUGGGAAGUUCGCCAAUCCUGAUGGACCAACUACCAAAGAACAUCAAAUAUAUCACAGUGGACCCUUUGAAUAUUUGCUAUGGGGAAUCAUCCCUUUUUGCCAUUGCAACCGAUAUUCAACACCUUCUCUCAAAAUUUGAUCAGUCACAAGGCACGCUUUACUCACUCGCACCAUCUGUACAAACCACCACGGAACUGUCCUCUCUCUCGCAAACCUUGCACCAACAACAGAAAGCAUUGAAGAUACCCGACAUAGUGAUCAUCGACGCUGGGGAAGUUCAGCUGGGUCUAGACAUCAAGCAAAACCAGUUUCACGUUGUCGACAAUGCCACAUACGUUGUCACGGGAGGUCUGAAAGGCUUUGGUCUUGCCCUCCUGGAAUGGCUGGUUAAGAGUGGGGCACACCAUCUCGUCGUCCUCGCAAGAAGUGAACCAAAUGAUGAAGCCAAACUGAAGCUGGAGGCAUUCUCUGCAAAGUCUGUUGAUGUCAAGGUGAUGAAAGUAGAUGUUACCGACCGGAAAGCUGUUGAAGAAGCACUGGUGUUGGUGCGGGACACAAUGCCACCUAUAGAGGGGAUCUUUCACUGUGCAGCGGUUUAUGCAGACAAAUUGAUUGAUCAGACAACACAAGAUGACUGGAAAUCGGUCAUGCUUCCAAAGGCAGUUGGUGCUGUGAUCUUGCAUGAUGAAACAAAGAAGUUACAACUCAAGCUAAAAUACUUUGUCCUCAUCUCUUCAGUCGUUGCUCUAUUUGGUAACACGGGGCAGGUCGGCUACUGUGCAGCUAACAGCACACUGAUAGCACUGGGGGAAGCCAGACGACAGGAGGGUCUGCCUGCGACAGUCGCUAGUUUUGGUGUUAUCAACACUGUUGGGUUCGCAGAGAGAUCCGGUCUUGUCAAAAUGUGGGAGAAGAUGGGUGUGCAAAGCAUUUCACCGCAGGAUGCAUUGGAAAUCCUUGGCUGCAUGAUGGAAAACGGGUAUCCUCAUUUUGGGAUCACUGCAACGUUUGAUAUUCGAAAGUAUUGCAGUACCCACAAGUCGAUGGUACUGCAACACCUACAGGCUCCUGACACCAGCUUUUCCCGAUUCACUACAUUAGUACCCAGUGACGUGCUCAGUGGGUCAGUAUCCCUUUCUGACAAAAUUCUUGCACAAAGCAAAGAAAACGGCCUAAGCAUCAUACAAGGAGAGCUGAUUGCUUACAUAUGCCAACAACUUGGCAUCGAAGACCCGGCUGAAAUCACCGAUGAAAUAAGCCCAGUAUCCCUCGGGCUGGACUCCCUCUUGUCUGUGGACAUGAGCAACGAAAUAGCAGACAAGUUUGAAGUGACAGUUACAUCCGUAGAACUCCUGAGUGACAAAAUGACCGUCAAGAUUCUGAGUGAAUCCAUCUAUGAGAAGAUGCUCAACCAAGCGGGUAACCAGGGAACAACAAGUGGCUCCCACAACCCAGAGGCAGCUGCCGAAGUAGACUCGUGGCUUCAUUUCUUUGGUAACAUCCAAGACCCAACCCUUACACUCGUCUGCUUUCCUGCAAAUGGUGGAGGUCCAUCCCUCUUUCACCAGUGGGGAGAGCAUUUUGCAAAACACAACAUUGAGGUUGUGGUCGCCACUCUGCCGGGAUGGGAAAGUAGAGAAAAGGAAUCUCCUAUCAACAGUCUGCAGCACAUUGUUGGCACACUCGGGGCUCAAAUCAUGGAGAUGAUAAUGCUCGACAAGACGAUUGCAUUCUAUGGUCACAGUAUGGGUGCACUCAUAGCAUUUGAGGUUGCACAUUUGCUCCACGCGGAAGGCAGUACAUGCCCUUCUCAUCUCUUUGCUGGAGGAUGGUAUGCUCCAUCUCUACCCUACCCACAUCCACAGGAACUAAGGGUAUCGCCCAUUUUGUUUGAUCCUUCAACGGGAACACAGCAGAUCAUGGAAGAGGCCAGAGCAUUCUCCUUCCUCCCAGAAGCCGUUCUUAACAACCCGACUCGUCUGAGACGUCUGUUGCCAUGUAUCCAGGCAGGGAUAACAAUCUGCAAGUCGUACAUCUGCCAGCACAAUGAACCACUCCCGUGUAAUGUUGUUGCUUUCGGCGGACAGGAUGAUCCAUUCAUCUCCCCAGACCUGCUUGACAAAUGGAAGCUUGUUGCCUUCAAUGAAUCAGCUCCAACACAAGCGUUCAGGAAGUGCAUUAUGCAGGGUGGACAUUUCUUCAUCUCAUCUUCAAGACAGGACGUCCUCAACAAAAUCACUAGUAUCCUACAAGAGGACAGUGUAAUCGUGAAACCAUCAGACCAGAGAGACGUACCGAACGUGAUCGAUAUGCAACCAAGUCCGACCGAGAUUAGCACUGCUAUGACUCCUAUCCGGUCUGCACCUGUUAUACAUAAGGCAGCUGCGUAUCUCCAAUACCAACUGAAAGAUCCCCGUUUCAGCAACACAAAUCUGUACGUCAUGUUUCGUACAAAGAAUGUCCCUGCUGAUGUCGAAAGCUGGCGAUCCAUCUUUCGCCAGCUGAUGGACCGCCAUGAGACACUGAGGUCAACCUACCAUGUCUUGAAUGAUGCACAAUAUCACAGUGGAGUGCAGGCAAGGUACUACAACGAAAUUGAAGGCGCUACUGACAUCGACAUAUUGACUGGAUAUCAAGAGAACGAGGCCGAAGAAGAGGUGUUCCAGAGAACCAAAGUACCCUUCCAACUUGACAAGGAGUACCCAGCAAGGUGCAUCGUUGCCCCCACUGGAAAUAGGAGUGCUGUGGUUGGACUUGUCUUGCAUCACAUCGCAACAGAUACAACCAGCUUCAACAUACUAUUUAGGGACUUUGCACAAAUCAUGAAAUCAAAUUUGAGAAAGAAAUCUCUCCAGAAGCCGAUGACAACACUGACGUAUGGUGCUUUCAUACAAUACUACUACUCCUACCUUCAGCAGAACCAGAAGGAGCUACGAGAGUUUUGGAGGGCAGCCCUGCCUCCUACUAUUCCAUCCAUUAAUCUUCAAUUUGCCAAGCCGAGACCAUCAACCUUCUGCUCAGGAGGCGGCUCACUCGAGGUUAAUCUGCCCAAGGAACAGGUCCGCAGCCUUAUGGAAUACGCGAAGGCCGUUCGCACCACUGUGUACAGCAUUAUGGCUACCACAUAUCAGCUCCUACUGCACAUCUACACCAAACACGACGACAUCGUGAUCGCAUGUCCAUUUGACAUGAGGAUGUUAGCUCCACAAUUCUCCAAUGUCCAUGGUCUCUUUCAGCACCACUUACCAUUGAGUGCCUCCUUCACGAACAAAGAUCAGUCCUACCAAGACACCAUUCGGCAGUAUUGGCGCAAGUUGCAGGAUUGCAAGAAACAUGGCAUCUAUCCGAUAGAUGAAAUCAUGAAAAUGGUGUCGUAUGAGAAGCACCCAGCAAUGGAGCCCAUCAUGCAACAUAUAGUUGUUCAAAACGACAUAACUAGUAUGAACCAAAUGUUCAAUGGUGCCACUGGUAAGAGAGUUAGAUUACUCAGGAACGGUUACCAUGACUUUCCAGAAGAUUUUGUCCUCCAUUUGUUCCAAGACACCAACACGAAAGAUAUCACCUGUGGCGUCCGGUACUCAAAGUCGUUGUUUGACGAAGAAGUUGCACAGUGCAUGGUAGACGACUAUGUCUCAUUGCUCUCCACGUGUCUUAAAAACCCCAAAUGGAGCCUUUCGGAAAUCAUCAACGCUGUAGAAAUGACAGCCUUAAACUUCAAGUCCGAUACCGGGAGCGGCAGGGAUAAUCAUCAGUUACCCAACCAAGCAGCGUCACAUAAGAAUGGCAAAUCCAUACAACAGCAAGCAGUUCAUGGACUGAUCGAUCCUCGACCCACUGAUGUACCACAUCUGACGAGCAAUGGACAUUCUGACUAUCCAACGGUCAAUGGACGAAGUGACAGAGUCCCAGGGAGGGAUGAGCUGCAGCUGCUACACUCUGACCUCUUGCGGAAGCUCCAAAAUGGUACCAUAGUAAGGAAGGUGACAUCUACAGGGCGGAACCACAAAAGAAGGCUCCAGUUGAUGGUGGAGAAUCAAACGACUGCAAACCUUCAAUGGGGCUCCAACAAGGCCAGACAGCUUGCAGUUUCAAGCAUCUCAAGUAUACAGUGUUUCACCGCGGAAGGAAAACCCAGCCUCCGCUUAGUGACUAAGCUGCGAGACUUCACCUUUAUGUUCAUCUCCCAUGAUGACAUGGAGAGCUGGAGACACGCCCUGUGCACCCUGGUUUCCACAGCUUCGGAAGCAGAUUCAGCGAGCGAAGACACAUACCUUUAAGGUACACUGAGACCCUUUCAUGUCGGACACGACUCAGGUAUCUCCAGCCUCGCCCCGGCCCAGACACGGCCCGCGCCCAUGAGCCCCCCUCACAUUUCCCUGGUAGGGAGAAGAUAUUGUUUUGCUGGUGUGUUCUUCCCCUUCCUGUUCAGCCUGUAGCCAAUCAGAGCUUACCUUACAUGUUAGCUGCUAUUGUAAAUAUGAUCAACUCGCUCACAAUACUAUAGACCGAGCCUAAUGAUAUCGAUACAGUAUUGUGUGCGAGUAGCUUGAUAAAGCCUACGAGGAAAACAUCCUGCAUUCUCGCGAAAAUAUUUCUAGUAAUAACAUAUAAUUUACAAGAGGUAAGCGCCAACAUUUGUAGCAGGAAGUCAGAGUUCAUUGCAUCACAUGUCUUCAAGUAGUUGAAAGAUCUUGAAAUAUAUAACUACAUGGGUCACCAGGAAUUCGAACACAAAACUUUUAGAUUUCUAACUACAUGCGGAAUUACAGGGAUGCAAAUAUGGUUUAUGGGCGAAUGUUAGGUAUGAUCAAGAGUGGUAUUUGAUCGUCGAUGCCAUUUACGUAAUGCUGUCAUGUGUGAAGAAUGCUAUGUAUUAGCAUCUCGUGUUUUUACCAAGCACAAUUUUAUCUCUAUAAUCUACCCAAUAGUCGACUAUAUUUUUGUGUAACGCUAAUUCAAAUACAUUUUUUUCCAAAAUACUCUUUUAUAUGUUAGUCAUUGUUAGGGCUAUGCCAUGUAUUGUUUUGAGUACAAGGUCAAUAGUUAUGUCUGUGUUUUCAUAUGUUGAGGAAUAUUUCUUGUGGAAUAUUUUAACAGAAGGUUAGAGGCUUUCAUUUUUUUUAGAUUUAUGUAUGGUUUUACUAUGAAAACAUUUAAAAUUUCACCCUGAAACUAGUAAGUAGCUCCAAUUUCAUCAUGUACAUACGUGUAUUGGCGCACUUUAAACAUUACAUUAUCUCUACAUACUAUAAUUUUGAUUCAUUGUAUCCAAGAAGUAGUGUAAAAUUCAUACGAGCUAUAAGAUUACAUGGUUGUUAGGUUCGGCACAUGGGUAAGGUUAAAUGCUCACAGAAACGUAAAAUGUUAAUUAAGAUCUUGUAAUCUUAUACCAUGCGUACUUUAUUACUUGCCUGAAACAUUUCUCGCUAAGGCGUACGUCACUUUUCCAAACCUGGGCCCGGCCAGACAGCUUUCCGGAACAAAAUGUAUGACAUAAAAACGCCAAACUACACAAGACGUUAAGAGAAAAGUCGUGGGCAUGAUUUGUGUAUAUUUUACGUACGUGUAUACAUUUCUAUUUUUCAUUUUCACAAACAGUCCGGCCAGUCCCCGGGUUAGAAAUGUGACGUUAGCUUAAGCAGUGGUGACACAAUAAAAUCAUGUUAAAUGGUGAAA
Molecule: messenger RNA, 11945 nt
Organism: Branchiostoma floridae (Florida lancelet)
Lineage: Eukaryota; Metazoa; Chordata; Leptocardii; Amphioxiformes; Branchiostomatidae
Product: phthiocerol synthesis polyketide synthase type I PpsC-like
Exons: 8
Coding region: 1205-10546 (3113 amino acids)
Biological process (GO): fatty acid biosynthetic process
Molecular function (GO): fatty acid synthase activity; phosphopantetheine binding; 3-oxoacyl-[acyl-carrier-protein] synthase activity
Source: RefSeq, a predicted model, not a curated record